This is a messenger RNA of Glycine soja, 1498 nucleotides long. RefSeq lists its product as uncharacterized. Gene Ontology annotation, molecular function: DNA binding; DNA-binding transcription factor activity. NCBI's taxonomy places the organism in Eukaryota, Viridiplantae, Streptophyta, Magnoliopsida, Fabales, Fabaceae. Bases 162 to 1340 code for a protein of 392 amino acids. The record is from RefSeq and is a predicted model, not a curated record. The transcript has 8 exons. Gene Ontology annotation, biological process: regulation of DNA-templated transcription.
ACAAAACUUGUCCAAUUCAGCAUACCAUAGAAAGAGAGAGUGUGGCAAUGUAAUCGAGCUAGUCAAGCAUGGUUUUUUAGCUCACCUCAUUUUCUCAAAACAGAUCUAAAAGAAUUUGAAUUCCAUUGAAGAGUUAUCUUCUCUUUCAAAUUCAAACAAAUAUGGAACCAUCCAUGUGGAGCACCGAAGGCAUGUCGACUUACUGGAGCCAAAUUUCGGAGACAUGUUACCAAGGACAUGAAACAACUUCUCGAGGCCCAUCAAAUGAUCAUGGAACCCAAAAUUGGACACAAAAUGAAGUCCUAAUUCCAGUGCCAAAACAUGUUCAAGGAAGCCAAUUUCCAUCAAACUUAAUAGGAUGGGACGAAGUACCUCAACAAAGUAUCACAAAAAGUCCCACACAAACUUGGGUGGUUGCCUCCAAGAAAGUUGAGUUCGAAGUUAAAGAACCGAUUAAGCAAAAACGAUAUCGUAAACGGAAUUUAAAGAAAAUCACCUCUGUGUAUCGAGGAGUUACAAAGUCUAAGGGAAAGGGACUUUUCGAAUCCUUUGUGUGGGAUAAGGACCCGAAAACAACUGGAAAGAAAGGAAAGACAGUUUAUAUUGGUGGAUUUAAAAAUGAACUAGAAGCAGCAAGAGCUCACGAUUUGAUUGCCAUAAAGAUAUGGGGCAAGUUUGCAUAUACAAAUUUUCCAGAGAGUUGUUAUUCGAAGGAAAUCUUAGAAACACAAAGUAUGAGCGUAAGAGAAUGUAUUCUUGCAAUCAGAAGGCGUAGCAAGAAUAAUUCAACAGCUAAGUUUGAUGGAUGCAACAUCUCAAGUUCUUUUGCUAGAGCUUCAGUUGGAGUGGAGGAAAAUAAUGCAAUUGGUGAUGCAUUGCCAAACCUGGACACCACAAAGCAGUCCUUGAUACAAGAGAUUGGCCAAAAAUCUCAAACACCAACAACUUUACAAAACCAACAUGGGAUUAUUGAUGAGAACCAAUUUAUGUAUGAUGAUCAAUACUUAUGGUCAGAUCUUGCAUUUCAAAAUGACCCAAGUUUCCAAAUUGAUGCUAGUUUUCCUCUAUGGUCAUAUGAUUUUGGCAAUACACUAGUUGAAGAUCGUGCAAGUGCUUUAGGAAAUGCCCUCAAUUGGAAGAUUUCAAUGUUUGAGAAGGGUAAUGAAAAUCCAACAAAAGCAGGAAAUGAUGGUAUUAGUUCAUUUGGGUCAAGUUCUAUAGGGUUCCAUCCAAUGGGAUCAAAUAUUCAGCAUUUUAAAGCACCAAACCUACAAAUUGCACCUGUCCAAAGGUAUGAACCUCUCCAAUAUGGAUUUGCAACAAACAGUACUCAUUCCUGAAGUGAGAAUAUGACUUUUGACAAUUAUUUGGAUAUAAACCAAUGUCUCAAUCUCAACGAUCCUAACAUGGAUGAUUAGGAAACUACUAAUGAUUAAAGCCCUUUUAUAUAUGUUUUUUUGAAGGACCUUUUUAUAUAUGUCAUUGAAUAUUCUAUUAU